UUUACUGGAAAAGUCAGCUGGAGUGCCAAGAGUCCCUAGCAACACCCUGCGGCUUUUGAAAUCAGAGUGGGAGAGACUGUGUGGUCAGCUGUUAGUGGAGGAAAGCUUCUAUGCCUCAGGAAGAGCAGUCACCUGGGAUGGACACUCGACCAGGUGAAGAACCCUUAGAUAAGCAAAAUGAAAAACAGAAAAAGGAGGAAGAGGGGAUGGAGUUUAAGGAACUGGAAGGGCUGAGGGAAGCCUUGGCAAACCUGAGGGGGCUGUCGGAGGAGGAGAAGGGUGAGAAGGCAAUGCUUUGCUCCCGUAUCCAAGAGCAGUCCCAGCUCAUCUGCAUUCUGAAGCGGAGGGCCGAUGAGGCCCUGGAACGCUGCCAGAUCCUGGAACUGCUUAAUUCAGAGCUGGAGGAGAAGAGGAUGCAGGAGGCACAAAAGUUGAAAGCCCAAAGUGAGCAUGCCCUGAAACUGGAGGACCGUUUCAGGACCUUGGCAGCCAAUCACGAGUUGAUGAUCCGCUUUAAGGAUGAAUACAAGAGUCAGAACAUCAAGCUGAAGGAAGACAAUGAGAAGCUGAAACUGGAGAACAGCAAUCUCUUCAGCCAGGCUCUGAAGGACAAGGAGGCCAAAGUAUUGCAGCUGACCACUAAGAGCGAGGCUCUCACCAAGGAGCUGGAGGCUCUGAAAGAGAAGUGUGCUCAGGAUGCCUGCCAGGCACAGGCCCGAGAAAAGGAGCUGUUGGAGCUACAGAGCCAGCAGGACUGCGCCCACAACAAGGAGACAGAGCAGCUGCGCAGCCAGCUGCAGAGCCUCCAGCAGCAGUACCAACAGGCCAUUGAACAGAUGGCAGAGGCCCAGGAGACACACAGCAGCCUGAGUCAGGAGCUGCAGGACAGGCUGCAGACCAUCACUCAAGAGAAAGAGGAGCUUCUGCAGCUGUCCAUGGAGAGGGGCAAGGUGCUUCAGAACAAACAGGCAGAGAUCCGGCAGCUUGAGGAGAAGUUGGAGGCAGCAGAUAUGGCUAGGAGGCAUGCGCUAGAGCGCUUUGAGCAAGAGGCAGUGGCUGUAGACAGCAACUUGAGAGUCCGGGAACUUCAGCGAAGAAUGGAUGGGAUCCAAAAGGCCUAUGAUGAACUCAAGCUGCAGUCAGAAGCCUUCAAAAAGCACAGCCUGGAUCUUUUAAGCAAGGAGAGAGAACUCAAUGCCAAACUCCGCCAUCUCUUCCCAUAAGGAAGCUUCUGCUGCUUCUUGUCUUCGAUUAAUAAUUUAAAUAUCUGUGCCUUAAUAUUAUGGCAAGAGCAAAGAUGAUACUCCAUUUAUUAUACUUUCAAGCACAAAAGGCAAUUUAAAGAAAACCCGCUUGACUAUAACAUUGCUGUUGUUACUACUGUAAAGCUAACACUAAUUUUCAGUUCUACCAUCUAGAAUACACAAGACUUACAGAGUUCCUUCUGUGCCCUUGAAGUCUUCCUAAAUUUGCCAUCAGUAAUUCCCCCAUUGCAUAACUUAUUCAUUCUUAAUCUCAGAUAUCUUUAUAUAUCCUGAGAUUCCAAAUUAGCAGCUCCUAUGAUUCAAGUGUAUCUAAAAUGUACAAUAAGAUGUGCACAGUAACUGUAGAUGGGUAGGCUUAUUGUCUCACAUAGUUAAGAUUGCAAGCAAACAUAUUAGCAUAAUAGCAUGAGUACAUUGCAGAGAAAAAAGCUAUUUAUUUUGCAUUAGCUCAGCAAACAAAAAUUUAGAAAAGUAAUUUAGGCCACCUUUAUUAUAGUCAUUCUAUAUGAGCAAUAAGAUUCAAAUGAGUUAAAUCAAUUUUAUUUUUCUUAAAGCUUGGAUAUCAUCCCAUUUUCUUAGUUUUCUCCUUAAUAAAAACAGGAUUUGGAUGUGCAAUAAUGCAAA
Molecule: messenger RNA, 1889 nt
Organism: Ictidomys tridecemlineatus (thirteen-lined ground squirrel)
Lineage: Eukaryota; Metazoa; Chordata; Mammalia; Rodentia; Sciuridae
Gene: Ccdc89
Product: coiled-coil domain containing 89
Source: RefSeq, a predicted model, not a curated record